This is a messenger RNA of Hibiscus syriacus, 801 nucleotides long. Its product is annotated as tetraspanin-12-like. The transcript has 2 exons. Gene Ontology annotation, cellular component: plasmodesma; plasma membrane. Gene Ontology annotation, biological process: auxin-activated signaling pathway. The record is from RefSeq and is a predicted model, not a curated record. Lineage: Eukaryota; Viridiplantae; Streptophyta; Magnoliopsida; Malvales; Malvaceae. Bases 1 to 801 code for a protein of 266 amino acids.
AUGGUUCGCGUUCGUAACGCCAUUUUCAAUUGUAUAAACGUUAUUCCCCUCGUUCUAGGCCUAUCCGCCAUUGCGGUCUCCAUCUACUUCAGCCACAGCGGUGGCACUGCCUGCCAGAGCUCCGUUCGAAACCCUUUGUUGAUAAUCGGCCUCAUUUUCAUCAUUGUAUCGGUGUUCGCCUUCCUCAGCUCUUGCUUUGAAAACACCAGCAUUUUCUUGACGAUUUACUCGAUUCUAUUGAUCUUUAUCAUAUUGGCUUUGUUUUGUGUGACCUUCUUCGCCUUGAUCAUCUCGAACAAGGCGUUGUCUAAGAAGGUCAUCGGGAUCGGAGUCGGAUCGCUUCGAGUCAAAGAUUAUUCGAAUUGGUUGAAAAAUAACUUUGUGGAUAACGGGCAUUGGGAAGAGGCUCGGAGUUGCUUGAGCGAUUCCCAUAUUUGCAAAACCCUCCAUAGCGACAAACAUCUCUUAGGUUUCGUGAAGCACAAGUUUUCAAUGAUACAAUCCGGAUGUUGCAAGCCGCCCAUUUACUGCAAAUUCGAAUACAAAAACUCGACGUUUUGGGAGAUGCCGAAGUCGGGACCCGACGUCCCCGAUAGCGACUGCCUCACUUGGAGCAACGACAAGAACAAGCUUUGCUUCGAUUGCAAGUCAUGCAAGGGCGGAUUUUUAGACGACCUUCGGAAACAAUGGAGGUUUUUGGCAUUCGUUAACCUAGGCAUCCUCGUAAUUAUCUUCAUCGUCUUCAACUUCAGUUGCUGCGUCAGGCGACGGAAAAACCCGGCACCCGAUGGUGUUGCAUAA